This is a messenger RNA of Desarmillaria tabescens, 1525 nucleotides long. Its product is annotated as kinase-like protein. The transcript has 7 exons. Gene Ontology annotation, molecular function: protein kinase activity; ATP binding. The record is from RefSeq and is a predicted model, not a curated record. Bases 49 to 1437 code for a protein of 462 amino acids. Lineage: Eukaryota; Fungi; Basidiomycota; Agaricomycetes; Agaricales; Physalacriaceae. Gene Ontology annotation, biological process: protein phosphorylation.
CCAAAUCCCAACAUAUACUUACCUCGUGGCUAAACACAAAUCGCUAGGAUGACCCCUAUCUCUAUCCAUGCUGAAGCGUCCAAUAAACAUACUUCGGUCGGUCUUAAUGGAGAAGUCUAUGUUGACUUAACCUUUGCCUCAGAGCCACUUGGCCUGCCAGGUCAGGAAGGCUACGGCUGGCCUCAGCUUGACUUCGAUGAAGCUAUUGGCCCAGAAAACCGUUAUGUUAUUUGCAGAAAACUUGGCUGGGGCAUGUCUUCAAGUACAUGGCUUGCCCGAGACAAAAUGGAUAACUCCUAUGUUGCCCUCAAAAUCCUUAAUGGCUUUCACACCGAACUUGUCGAACGCGGCCGCGUUUGGGAACUUGAAGCUCUGCAGCGGAUAUCAUCAUCCCCGUUGAUGCAUUGUCUGCAGCUCAUGUCGCACUUCACCCUUCCCGGAAAGGGCACUGCAGGACAACACCUCUGCCUAGUCACCAAAGUUCUCGGUGGGGAUGUAAAGUCGCUGUUCGAAAAGCAUGGUAUCUUUCCUUUCCCUCUCGCUAAACGCAUCAUUCUACACUUGCUUCGCGGAAUUGCCCAUGCACACAGCCGCGGUGUCAUGCACACCGAUCUGAAGCACAACAACAUUUUUUUCGAUACUCCAAUAUCCAUGGAUGACUUUGACAAGCUUCUCAUGUCUGACCCGCCUCGUCGACAUGUACCCGAAGCUUCUCACGAUGGAUUGGUAGAGGCCACUGUCUCACAGCCGCUUCCUAUCCCUACUCUGCAAGAGGCCAUGCAGCGAACUUUUGUAGUUGCCGACUUUGGCCACGCCCAGCUCAUCGAAAACCACACUGAAAAUAAAAUUUCCCCUCCGCUGCUUUGUCCUCCUGAAAUAAUCAUUGGAGGACCAUGGACUUACGACCACAUUCUGGGCAUCAUGACAGAUCAGUGCACCCUCGAUGCCAACGGAAACUUGAAAUCCUCCUCGAAAGUCAAUGUUUAUCACGAUGCAGAUGACGACGUGCCCAUGGAAGGACCUGAAGCUGCUCCGAAGCCUGAAAUAUCAGACAUAUGGACAUUUGGAUGCUUGAUCUUUGAGCUCAUCACCGGUCGUGCUCUCUUCAAGUAUGAGCUUGAUCCCAAACUCAACCUAGAUGAGCCAAAUCAUAUCCUAUAUCAGAUGCUAUGCUACACAUGCAAAGACAUUCGAGCACAACAGCUCAUGGUCAGCGCUUUGGCUGACCAAUUCUUUGAUACAAACUGUAAUCUCAAAGCUAUACCGAGACUCAUGGAUUACCCUUUCGAGAUAUCCAUUAGGAGUUACAAAGUCAUCGAGGAGGCGGAUGUGCUUUCCACAGCUGCUCUGAUGCUCAGGUGUUUGCGCCUAGAUCCUGCACAACGUGCCAGUGCCGAUGAGUUGCUUUCUGAUCCGUGGUUCAAUGGGGUUGAGUAGAGGUGAAACGACUUGCAGCGAUUCAUGCGAAGAAGUGUCUGGUGUAUCUAGGAGCUAUUUAUCAAAUGAGAUGUUAUCAGAAUGGUGA